Messenger RNA from Pipra filicauda (Wire-tailed manakin), 2059 nucleotides. It is a transcript of the gene SLC15A5, whose product is annotated as solute carrier family 15 member 5. The record is from RefSeq and is a predicted model, not a curated record. Gene Ontology annotation, biological process: transmembrane transport. Bases 1 to 1749 code for a protein of 582 amino acids. The transcript is spliced from 9 exons. NCBI's taxonomy places the organism in Eukaryota, Metazoa, Chordata, Aves, Passeriformes, Pipridae. Gene Ontology annotation, molecular function: transmembrane transporter activity. Gene Ontology annotation, cellular component: membrane.
AUGCCCGAUGCAGACAGAAGAGAUGUGCAGGGGAAGGGAUUUUUGAACCACAUGGCUGACCAGGAGCAAAGUCCCCUAGCUGGGAGAAGCAACCACGAUGGAAAACUGUCUCAGCCUGAGAAGAAGCUCCGAGAGGCAAUUUGUGUGCUGCUGGUGGAGCUGUGUGAGAGGUUCACGUUCUUUGGCAUCGUGUGCAACAUGAUCCACUUCUGCACCGUCAAACUCGGCUACCGCAACUACCAGGCAGCCAUGGCCAACAUGUGCUUCGUGGGCACCUCCAUGCUCACACCGGUGCUGGUGGGCUGGAUUGCAGAGUGCCUCGUGGGCAGGAUCAAGCUUGUGUGCAUCUGCAUGUUUCUACACUUCCUAGGCACAGCUCUAUUACCUGUCGUGUCAUUCCCCUUUGAAGACAUUUACAUCGACAGGCGACAUGUUCUUCAUACACUACCCAAAAGGGAGCAGAAAAUAGUGUUCUACUUUGCACUACUCACAGCUAGCCUGGGAAUAGGAGGCAUAAGAGCUAUAGUUUGCCCACUAAGUGCAUACAACCUUGAGGACUGUGGACCAAAGGAACUUCUUUCAUUUUUCAACUGGUUUUAUUGGCUGGUUAACUUAAAUUCAGCAGUUGUCUUUGUCAGCAUUUCUUACAUCCAGCAGUCUGUGGCCAGGAACCUUGGUUUUCUGAUCCCAUUUGUGUCUGGGAUUAUGGCUAUCAUCACGAUUCACAUGAUGAGGGGUGAAAUGAUUUACAAACCCAAAGCAGAGAGUUCCCUGCUGACGACUUUUGGGGUGAUUGGCAGUGCCCUGAAAACGCGCUGCGUGCGGCAUCGCUACCUCAGCGCGGGAGUGACAAACUGGCUGGAUCAUGCCAAGGAAAACCAUGGUGGCCAGUACAGUGAGAUUCAGGUGGAAAGCACCAAGUCCCUCACCAGACUCUUCCCACUGUUUACUUUCCAGAUUCUGUACAGAACGUGCGUUAUGCAGAUUCCUUCAGGAUAUUAUCUCCAAACCAUGAAUUCCAACUUGCACUUCAGUGGAUUUGUCUUCCCAAUUGCAGCAAUGAAUGUGAUAAGCAUUGUGCCCCUACUGAUUCUUGUUCCUGUAUUGGAAUGCAUUAACUCCUCGUGUCUCUUUAGUUCCAAGGACACUGGACAUUCUCCAACACUUUACAUUGUUGUAGGUCACUUAUCCGCUGCACUCUCCGUGAUGGUCGCUGGCUUCUCUGAAAUACACCGAAAGCAUUUCCCUCAGGUGGAGCAGAAGCUUUCCGAGGAGGUUCUCCUGGUCUCCUCCAUGCCUUGCUUCCACUUAGCUCCUCAAUACAUCCUCCUUGGAGUGGCUGAAGCCUUGGUAACUCCCUCCUGUGCCUUACUUUCAUUCCGGCUCGUGCCUGAAAGAAUCAGAGGGAUUUCCAUGCACUUUUUAGCUCUCUUUAAUGGAGCUGGCUGCUUUAUGGGAGCUUUCUUUGUUCAGACAGCCCACGCAGGCACUCAAGGCAACUGGUUUCCACACUUGCUGCAUGAAGGUAAAUUGGAGAGAUUCUUCUUCUUCUUGGCUUCCUUAAUGAUGGUGAACACCCUGGGGUUCUGGACCAUUGCACACAGAUACAACAAACUGCAUGAGGAUUACACCAGUGAAUUCAGAGGAAGUCUUUCCGGAGAAAAACUUUUGAAGCAUGGAAAAGCCAUCAAGCGUUAUGAUACUGUCCUGGAAAGAUCUCCCAUUUUGUCCCCUAUGAAAAAAAUCUGAUAAAAUUUCACCCUUGUUUGACUAAAUUUUGAUUGUGUUAUCCACCAACUUUCUGAUGAUAAAUUACCUAGCAUACUUAAGCGGAACCACCAAUGUAUUUGUGAAUUAUCUGAUGAAUAACAAUGUUAUUUAUAAGUUUACAAAAUAGCAUUUGUCAUGAGAUUUUGCCUUGUAGGAGGCUGAACUGUCAUAAUUCACACUGAGGAGAAGGAGAGCUCACUGCUUGGCAUGGUUAAUGGGGAGAGGCUUUUAAUGUCUAUAUGGAGAUAGGUAUCCACAUAUAUUUGUACUUAGGAAUGGUUCAAAAUUA